Molecule: messenger RNA, 1278 nt
Organism: Aureobasidium namibiae CBS 147.97
Lineage: Eukaryota; Fungi; Ascomycota; Dothideomycetes; Dothideales; Saccotheciaceae
Exons: 4
Coding region: 1-1278 (425 amino acids)
Source: RefSeq, a predicted model, not a curated record
AUGGUUCUCACACACAUUAUUUUUCUCUGGCUGUCCAUUGCCACCAACAUAUUCGGCCAAAUGACUGCAGCACCCUCCUGUCCAGUCCAAGCAGACCCCUGGCACGCACAAGUUGGACUGCUGCUCCAAAAACGCGAUACUUCGUAUUGCGUUCCGAACAGCAAGAUCUUUUGCUACCAGCCAGCUGCUUGCGUCUCAGUCAGUGAUGGAUACGUCGGCUGUUGCACUGCUAUCGGCACUACUUGCGAGCCUCGAACAAGAUGUAUUGACUACACGCUGGGCAUUACAACCUCUUGCGACUAUGUUACCGGAGGAUGCGUCUACUGCUCCAAUCCUAGUCGUCCCUUCUGUAUCAAGGCAUAUCGAGACAAUAACUACAUCUUCAGCUGCGGCACCGAACAAUUGACUACCACCUACGCCGACACCGAAACCGCGGAUUCCAUCUCUGGAUCUGCUACACCUUCGGCUUCGCCUACGAUCGACUCCCAACCAACAGAGACCAGUGCGUCUGACAAUCUCCCAGCGUUUUCGUCUCCAUCAACACUGUUGUCUGUGUCAUCAGCUUCAUCGCUGUCCUCGUCAACAACCUCGCCAUCUUCAAGCACAACCAUGAAUACCACGACACCUACAUCAGCUCAAAGUGGUUCUGUGGGCAGCUCUCGCAAACUUAUCAUUGGCGUCAUCUUAGGCGCUGCUGCUGGUUCAAUCCUGUUGCUGGUACUUCUUUUCGUUGGCUGGAAGUUUUGGAAGCGCCGCCGAUCUGGUGCAGGAGGAGUGUCAUACGAAAAAUCGAGCAAGGCUGGCUACUCUCUCGGCUCGGGAGAAGACAGCAUGGCGGAGCACAACAGCAGUCAACGUGGCAUGACUAGUGAAUUGUCGAACGUGCAGGGCCCAGCAGAAUUGGAAGAGCAGUCGCAUCGCUCGGCUGAUGGCAAUUUUGAAUCUACAUCUGCUCACAAUGCCGCCAAUCGACAUCCAUACUCACCGGAAGAUAUUCGUGGAGCAGCGGAGGCGCCAUCCGAUGCUCCUGUCCACUUUUCGCCCAGCAUCGCCAUGACCAGCCCAACCCCAUCCAAUUCGUCGCUAUGGAUGACGACCCCGGGGAUGGGAACGCCCAGAGCGCCAUCACGAUACGUCGCAUACACUCCAUCUUCAGCCUACAGUGCCAGCGGACAGCCGCCAUCUAGUCUUCCUCAGCCGGGAUAUCGAGAUAUAAACACAGCAUUUGGUUCUUCACUGGCAGAGCUGGAAGCACACGAGGUUGGAAGGUCACAGUGA